CAAAGAAGAAAACCAUGCACAUGGAGACUAGUUUCAUCGGGUACGACUCUCUUGCGAAUCAGUAUAAAGUAUUGUUCUUACCAAAGUACAAUCCUGAGCAGCCUUGUCUAGUUUUUACAUUGGGAGAAACAACAACGAAGUGGAAGACUAUACAAGGCGUUGAAUCUCACCAUCCAUUGCAAGGUGCAGUUUGCAUCAACGGGACAAUCUAUUACCAAGCAGGGAUUGUUGAUCAAUAUGACUCUACUUCUUUAUAUAAAUUGAUGAGUUUUGAUGUUAGGUCUGAAGAGUUUUAUAAUGUUGACGCUCCUAAAACAUUGAUGGAUUAUCGUUCGUAUCUUAUAAACUAUCAAGGGAAGUUAGGAUUGGUGUGUUGCGAAAAGGGCUUGGAGAUUUGGGUUAUGGAGACACAAGGAUGGUCCAAGAUUUUCUUUAGUGAUGAGAUGGAGGGUUCUAACAAAUGGUGUAGCAUGGGUGUUACUCGUGGUGGUGAGAUCGUUCUUGUCAAGUGUGCCUACCGUACUCAAGACAUGUUGUUUGUCUUAUAUUAUGAUCCAGAGCGAAAAAGUAAUAGAUAUGUGGACCUUGAAAGCAUUUAUCCGAAGGAAAAAAGGCGUACCGAUUGUAUAAUUUGGACGGUUCCAGAUUAUGUUGAGAACACAAUGCGUUUGUAUUAGUUAACAAUUUUCUAAUAUAGCUUAAUUAAUUAU
This is a messenger RNA of Arabidopsis arenosa, 710 nucleotides long. NCBI's taxonomy places the organism in Eukaryota, Viridiplantae, Streptophyta, Magnoliopsida, Brassicales, Brassicaceae. The record is from the annotation of a GenBank genome assembly.